Toxotes jaculatrix (banded archerfish) is the source of this 1684-nucleotide messenger RNA. It is a transcript of the gene ascl1b, whose product is annotated as achaete-scute family bHLH transcription factor 1b. The coding region runs from base 175 to 786 and encodes 203 amino acids. The transcript has a single exon. The record is from RefSeq and is a predicted model, not a curated record. Lineage: Eukaryota; Metazoa; Chordata; Actinopteri; Toxotidae. Gene Ontology annotation, biological process: regulation of neurogenesis; positive regulation of transcription by RNA polymerase II; neuron differentiation. Gene Ontology annotation, molecular function: DNA-binding transcription factor activity, RNA polymerase II-specific; RNA polymerase II transcription regulatory region sequence-specific DNA binding; protein dimerization activity. Gene Ontology annotation, cellular component: RNA polymerase II transcription regulator complex.
GUGAAGAGAGACUUGGACUAGAGUUAGCCACACGGUCCCCCACGCGAAGGACACGAGAGCUGUACACUGCCAACCCUUUCUGCUCUUCCUCCUCUUCUUGUCCCCACUGUUUGGGCCUUGCACUCGCCCCCCUCCCCCCCGCAUCCAUCACUUUCACAACAAGUGUCGAGCGAGAUGGAAACUACAACCAUCACCACUACGCAGACUGCAUUCACCUUUGGACUUACUGAAAGACGCGCCAGCAUCAGCCUGCACGCCCCGGCCCAGGACUGCGCCGCUCCCGCCGUGCACCCCAACACCAGCGCCGCUGGCUACCAAAGCAAAACCAAGGUGCUGAAGAGACAGCGCUCCAGCUCGCCGGAGCUCCUGCGCUGCAAGCGGCGCCUGAGCUUCAACGGUCUCGGCUACUCCAUCCCACAGCAGCAGCCCGUGGCCGUAGCCCGGCGGAACGAACGGGAGAGGAACCGGGUCAAACAGGUCAACAUGGGCUUCCAGACGCUGCGUCAGCAUGUGCCCAAUGGCGCCGCCAACAAGAAGAUGAGCAAAGUCGAGACCCUUAGGUCUGCGGUGGAGUACAUCAGGGCUUUACAGCAACUCCUGGACGAACAUGACGCUGUGUCGGCUGCUUUCCAGUGCGGGCUGCCAUCUCCAACACUUUCCAACAGCUACUCAGCCGACCCGGAGUCGCCUCACUCCACUUACUCAUCGGAUGAAGGUGGCUACGAGCCUCUGAGCUCCGAGGAACAGGAGCUGUUGGACUUUACAACCUGGUUCGACAGGUACUGAGACUGACAGCGUCAAACUCACAGAGCGGCGUCUGUGCGUAAAAGCAGCUGACUUCUUUCAGAGAUGCUGACAAAGACUUGAUGAAGGCAUCAGAUCAGUCUUGCCCUCCGUGCUUGGAAGUGAUCAGUUGCCUCCCUCCCUCACCCGGGCUGCUUCUGCUGGAGCAAAGCAAUAGUGAGAAAGAGAGAGAGAGAGAGAGAGAGAGAGAGAGAGAGAGAGAGAGAGAGAGAGAGAGAGGGAGCCUCUUGUUGCAUAGAGCAUAAAUAGUCGCCCUGAAGUCCCACCACUAGAAGGAGGGAGUUGGACUCACUGGAAGUAAAGAACUGUUGAUGUUAUGUUUGAAUAAGUGCAAUUAAUACGCGACACAACAGCAGGCUCCGUAGAGACAGUGCCGGAGCUCCAGAGGACUUGUUUGAUGAGAGUUUCAUCAGAGCAGGGCUGCCUUCCUCUGCUGCCACGUCUAUUGGAAGACACGGCAAAGAUGAUGCAUCAACAGACUUUUUUUUUUGUGAUGUACACCCCCCCAUAACAACACUGUAUCAUACAACGAAUUGUUUUAACAUGAAGACAUAUUUUUGUACAUUGAGUCAAACAAACAAUGUUCUUGAACAACGUUCACUGCCACCCCCUCCCCGCCCCCCCCCCCACCCCAUCGACAGUGUUUUGAGAACCAGCAGUCAGAAAGGCAGUGAGUCGGCAUGUAUGAGUUGUGUGACUGGACAGCAAUAUCAAGGCUACUACCUGUGACAGAUUGUAGUUGUUUUUGUUUUUGAAAUAGGUGGUAAGGAGACCUUUAUUAAUGUAUGCACUUGUUCUCCAUUUCCAGUAGCCUAAAGUGUAAAUACUUGAUUUUAACAGAUAUAUUUUGUGUAAAACAAGUUUUAUAAAUAAAGAUGAA